Molecule: messenger RNA, 1490 nt
Organism: Nasonia vitripennis (jewel wasp)
Lineage: Eukaryota; Metazoa; Arthropoda; Insecta; Hymenoptera; Pteromalidae
Gene: Or110
Product: odorant receptor 110
Exons: 6
Coding region: 115-1374 (419 amino acids)
Biological process (GO): detection of chemical stimulus involved in sensory perception of smell; sensory perception of smell
Cellular component (GO): plasma membrane
Molecular function (GO): olfactory receptor activity; odorant binding
Source: RefSeq, a predicted model, not a curated record
CUUCGAGGGGAACGCAGCUAGAGAAGAAUAAUUGAAAGUAAUUUUGCACCGCGUCGUCUCCAAGAGAAAAAAAGAGCAGUUCCAUUCGGUCUACUGCGUCAGAAGAUUCACUUUAUGGAUGAUGAUAUCCUCUGCGUACGCAGUCUACAAAUAAACAGCGUUUCGUCGAAGAUAAGAAAAAUGAAAGAAAUGAAUCCCGCAAAAAGUGUAGACGUAUUGUCGACGUCGUUUCUCUACUUCAAACUUAUCGGCGCUUGGAGGCCAUUAAAUUUGCCAAAAUGGUUAAGAGUUAUUUACGAUCUGUUUACGAUAUCGAUGGUCAUUCUCAUGUACGAAAUGCUGAUUGUUACCGAAAUCUUGGCCAUUAUUUUCGCCGAAGAGAAUCGGCUAAAAGUUUUUCAGGACAUCGUACACAUAACGAUUACUCACGUGAGUGGUUGCUUCAAAAUGUUGUUCGUAAUAAACAGACGUCAGAGCAUAAUGCUUCUGGUGAACGGUUGCGUCGCUAAACAAUGGUAUCCACCGAGGAAUGAACUCGAAGCUACGAUACUUACCAAGCACAACAAUUUAUCAAGGAGAAUAACUUUAACAUAUGCAACUCUGGUCGGAGCCAGUUUGUUAGCAGCUGUGUUAAAUCCUAUUCUAUACUCGACGAGGGUUUUAACAAUCGCCACUUGGUACCCUUGCAAUAUCAGCUUACCAAUUUGCUAUUGGUCUUCUUAUGCGCAUCAGACGAUGGGGAUCUUGGCUAUGGCAAUAGCGCACGUGGCAACCGACAGUCUUAUCGUUGGCUUCACCAUCAAAAUUUGCACGCAGUUGAAUGUUCUGAAUCAACGGCUACUGUCGAUUAAUUUUCAACUGGAGAACACAUCAGCCCGUUGUCAGAAGAGUCAGGAACAGAGUUUGGCCUUGGAGGCGAUACUCGUUAACGAAUGCAUCGUUAAUUACAAAGAUAUACUGAGAUUCGCCGACUUGUUGAGCAGGACAUUCAUCGAAAUCGUUUUUAUACAGUUUUGCGUAGGACUCACGGUGAUUUGUUCGACUGUUUACUUACUCGCCAAAUUGAGCAUUUUUAGUUACGAUUUUUUCGGAUUAUUUCUCUAUCUCGGAUGUAUGCUGAUGCAAAUGUUCUUAUUUUGCUGGUACGGAAACGAGGUGGUCUUGGAUAGUACGAAACUAUUCCACACGAUUUACAACAUAAAUUGGAUCGAAUUACAAAUUCAAACCCAAUCGAAAUUGUUAUUGAUGAUGCUCGUAGCCUCCUCGCCUAUUCAAUUAUUCAGAGGUGCUAUUAUUAAAGUGAACUUGGAUGCUUUUAUUAACAUUCUCAAGUUUUCUUAUUCAGCGUUCAAUCUUUUGCAAAAAUCUUCUUAAAGAUUCACACUUAUACUGACCAAAGAAUGCAACAAAAUAAGUUAAUAUAUGUAUAAGUUUUGUACAUGAUUGUUAUUGGUAAAAAUAAGAGAUAGUGUGCAUAUAAAAAACUGCUG